Molecule: messenger RNA, 376 nt
Organism: Paraglomus brasilianum
Lineage: Eukaryota; Fungi; Glomeromycota; Glomeromycetes; Paraglomerales; Paraglomeraceae
Source: the annotation of a GenBank genome assembly
UUACGAAAGUCACUGUUCCUCUAUAUGGACCGCCAAUGAAUUGGUGUUGAGGAUGUUAGAGAAAUUGGAUCGAUUAGGAGUUUUUGGAAGAAUGAAACAGAAAGAGAAAGCCAUAUUCGGCCUUGAACAUAGCAUACACAAGAGUUAUGAUCUUAGAGCAAAGAUUAUUAGAAUAUUACUUACGAGUGAGUAUUCAUAUGCACAAGUUGAGAAAGCCUAUAUAAUGAUUAGGCGGCGUCUUGAGGGUGUGGAAAUGAGUCACCCAUUAGCGUUGCCCAUUGAGUUAGAGAAAGCGGCUUUGAAGGAUAAAUGUUUUACCAAGAGGAAGUUAUAUCCUAGCGUUGAUUCCUAUUCUGGAUUAUUUAUAACGCUGUGA